AUGAGUCACUUUUCUUUAGAGUGGAUUCUUCAUAUGGGAGAAGUCGAUGAAGAUACUAACCUAAAAGGGCUGGCCACCUUCACCCUCAACCUCGCCCACGACAAGGUUGCUCAAACUCAUGCCCUCGCCCUGUCCCUGGCGUCCAAGGCAGCCGAUCCCAAGCUUAAGGAUCGAUAUGCCACCUGUGCUGAACAGUACGACGAUGCCGCAGACGACAUCGAGGAUGGGAAGAACGACCUGAGGGAAGGUGACUACAAUGGCGUCAACAUUAAGGCGUCUGCAGCCAUGACGGAGGCCGGUGACUGUCUGGACAGCUUCACGCAGCCGCCGAAGGACCCAUCGGCGCUGUCUGGCAACGGGAAGACUGUGGAAGAUAUUUGUAGUAUCAUCUUGGUUAUAGCCAAUCUUCUCCUUGGGCGUGCCUAA
Messenger RNA from Cucurbita moschata (crookneck pumpkin), 426 nucleotides. Its product is annotated as pectinesterase inhibitor-like. The transcript has 2 exons. Bases 1 to 426 code for a protein of 141 amino acids. The record is from RefSeq and is a predicted model, not a curated record. NCBI's taxonomy places the organism in Eukaryota, Viridiplantae, Streptophyta, Magnoliopsida, Cucurbitales, Cucurbitaceae. Gene Ontology annotation, biological process: negative regulation of catalytic activity. Gene Ontology annotation, molecular function: pectinesterase inhibitor activity.